UUUUUUUGCCGCCGCUCGCAUAGUCGACAUUUUUCAGCCUCAUCAGAGCUGACGUGGGAGCUACGUGUGCGCCGAGUCGGGCCAUCCACUCCACCCGCAACGAGUGACGAGCCACUCUACGUAAAACUUCGGCUGAUCACCAUGGAGACGGCGGUGGCAGCACAGCAGCAGGAAGGCAGUGUGACCGAGACGGAGACGAGUCAGAUUCAGGGUGACUCGGAGUCAGUCGCACAGGUGAGUGAGAGCAUAGGGGAGUCAGCAAGUGUGGAAGUAGUGACGUUACCAGGGGGCCAGACGCUACAGGUGCAGGGAGUCAUCCAAGCUACACAACCCUCUGUCAUUCAGUCACCUCAGAUACAGACCAUACAGGUUGCUGCUACAGCUGAUGGAGAGGAAACAGAUGUUUCAGACACGCAGAAGAGGAGAGAGCUUCUCUCCAGAAGACCCUCCUACAGAAAGAUCCUGAGUGAGUUGUCCUCCGACACUCCUGCAGUGCCAAAGAUUGAGGAAGAGGAGAAGGCCGAAGAAGACACCCCUGCUUCUUCCAGCGUUGCUACGGUGACUUUGCCAUCGUCUAUUUAUCAGACCAGCUCAGGACAAUACAUUGCCAUAACUCAGGGAGGAGCGAUCCAGAUCGGGGGUCCUGGAGGAGAGGGGCUGCAGGGGGUUCAGGCUCUGACUCUGCCCAGCCCUGCAGCACCUCAGCCUGGAGCCACUAUCCUGCAGUACGCCCCUCAGGCUGGAGACCCUGCACAACAGCUGCUGCUCUCUGCUGGACAAGUGCUCGUACAGGCUGCCACAGGAGACAUGCCUGCAUAUCAGAUCCGCUCCCCAUCGUCAGGGUUACCGCAGGGUGUUGUCAUGGCAGCAUCACCGGGGGCGAUCCACAGUCCACAGCAACAAGCAGAGGAGGCUACACGCAAAAGAGAGGUUCGCCUGAUGAAGAACCGGGAGGCAGCGCGAGAGUGUCGUCGGAAGAAGAAAGAGUAUGUGAAGUGUUUGGAGAAUCGUGUGGCUGUGCUGGAAAACCAGAACAAAACUCUAAUAGAGGAACUCAAAGCCCUCAAAGACAUUUACUGCCACAAGCCGGAGUAACACCCAAACACACACACACACACACACACACACACUCCUACUUCACACAUUUCACACACACACACACACACACACACACACACACACACACACACAGACAUGCUUAAAGACUGCUGCAGCAAACACACAUACACACAUGGACGUGUGUGAGGUUUACAGACUCCCUGGGGUUGAAACUACCUACUUCUCCCUUUUCCCCUGAAUCAUCAAUAUAUGUUUAAUUUUGUUUUGUUUCAAGCCACUCACACGCACGCACACGCACACACACACACACACACACACACACACACACACACACACACACACACACAUUCACUGCAUUAAAACACACAUUGUACAUAUGAAAUCACCCUGGAAGCCAUCCUUUACCCCCAUAUCUAUCUGCUACUUUAUUAGAAAAUAUCAACAAGAAAAACAACAUCAAGGCUGUGCUAAAUUGAAUGCUACAGUGGAUCUCAUGCCCUCAGUUUGACAUUUCUGUAUUCUCUGGGUGAAACUCAGAGUGUGUACAGAGUGGAGUGAAUGGGGAAAUUAGUUUUUGCUUGCUUGUUUUUCUGUUAUGGUUGAAAGAUAAUGCACAUGAGUUGAAAAAGGAAAAUGCUUGUCUUUUAAAUUAUACUGGCAAGAUAGGCUAGGUAUCAUUCAAAAUUGUUUGAUAUCAAUACCAAUACCAAUAACUAUAUGUGUUGGAUCUGUUGUGCAAAAGUCAGAACCACACUUCAUUUGUUUAGAUUCCAUUCAAAAUGGCCGUUAAGUACAAGUUACGCAUCUUCCAGCGCUAGUAAAACAAAUAUUUGGCAGAAGCCUCAAAAACUAAAUAUAAUAUUUUUUCAGUAUUUAGUGCAGCACCCUUUGCUUUUAAUACAGCUUUGAUUCUUUUCAGGAUAUGUUUUCAGUUUUUCAAAGAAAUCUAAAAGAAUUCCAAAGUUCAUCUUAGAAGUUGGUUUUUUGCAUUUCCUGAUCUCUUUCGCUUCUCAUGAUCCAAAUAAUCCCAAACACAUUCAGUCAUGUUGAGGUCUGGACUCUGGGUUGGUCUGUUGUUCUGAGAACUCCAGUAGCUUCUUUUUUUAAUCUGUUUUCUUAGUAACGACUUCUUGUCAGCUACACAUCCUUUCAGACCCAUAGUGCUGAGUUGUCUUCUCACAGUGGAAGGAUGAGCAGAAACACCUGUGGGUUUUUCAGAUCUGAAGCAAGAGUGGAGCUUAAUUUUCUCCUCUCUCUCAAAGUGCUGUUUAUCUGAUAGUGACAGUUUGGGCAGUUUUUUUGAGUUCUGGAAACUAUUUUCCUUUAACUUUCUUCUUCCUUAUUACGCUGGAUUGCCUUGUAGCCAAUAUCCUCACAAAUAUCUCCUCACAAAUGAAACACUUGUACUUAAUGUUCAUUUUAAUUAUAAGUUAUAUAAAUGAAGGGUAGUCUCUGACUUUUGCACAUUGCUGUACACUUGGAUAUAGAUUCCUGAAUGAUACCUGUGAUACCUUCUUUUAAAUUACAAACCAGACAUGAGUGUGAGCUGCUGGUAAUGGGUGCAUUUACUGACUGCAGUGGGCCGCAGACUAAUCGAGAAGCCAUGACAUCAGUAACAUGAAUACAAAAAGCUAUUUGGACGACUAGUCACCAGCCUCGGUUUAAAACAAGCAUGUGUAUUGGCUCACUGAUUGGCUGCUUAGAUAUUGAAAUAUGAUAUUUAAAAAAAGUUUUUUAAUACUUUGUAGUACUGGAGUAACUUGGCCAGUACCGUAAAGCUACUGACAUUUGAUGCCCUGCCCUACAAGCAAGUGUUCCAAUGUAUAAACAAAUAAAUGUGUAUGUUAGUGGGUAUGUUUGUAUGUGCUGCCGAGCUGAACUACAUAUUUGGGUGUUAUAAGCAUUUUUAACGGGUGUUACAGCUUAUAGGUUAAAAGGGUAGAUUCUAAUGGCUAAUGCCGAGGAGCUGUACUUUUGUGCUGUUCAAUGUGAUUGAAUUGUUGGUUUUUAAAUGAUGAGUUUAUGUUCUGGAGAACUGAGGAAAAUCGGUCUGUUGUAAAAGAAAUUAUUUUAUCGUUCAAAUCCUUUGUGUUUUCAAAAUUUCUUGUAAUGUUAUUAAUUACCAGGUUGCCAAAUUGGACAGCAUUGUUUGCUGUGUGUGUGUGUGUGUGUGUGUGUGUGUGUAUGUGUGUGUGUGUGUGCGCACAUUUGCCACGUUCGCUCGCCUCCUUCAUGUAGCUACUGUAGCAUUCCCAUUUCAGAACUACUUAUUAUGACAUCAUCAUCAGCACCAGCCUAUCAUAUUAAGCCCCUGAUAUGUUCUGUAUAGAUUUGCCUGAUGAUGUCAUAAUAAGUAGUUCUGAAAUGAGAACGACUUACUAUGACAUCAUGGUCAGCACCAGCUUAUCAUAAUUCAGCCCCUGGUGUUUUCUGUAUAGAUCUGCCUGAUGAUUGAUCUCUGCGGAAUGAUUUGCAUAUUUAAAUAUUGCUUUGUGUUGUUUUGCUUUAAGUGGGGAAAAAAAAGUCAAUGAAACAUGAAACCAGCAUCUCCCUGUAUUUGUGGCCAGAUUUUGGAGUGGCGCUAAAGAGAAAAUGUUUAUAUGCCCUUCCUUGCUUUGAACACUGUUUAAGAAAAGCUCUUAUGUCUAUUUUUAAUAAAAUAUUUUUCUGAAUGUA
This is a messenger RNA of Colossoma macropomum (tambaqui), 3735 nucleotides long. RefSeq names its product cAMP responsive element modulator a (gene crema). The coding region runs from base 142 to 1095 and encodes 317 amino acids. Gene Ontology annotation, cellular component: ATF4-CREB1 transcription factor complex; nucleus. Gene Ontology annotation, biological process: regulation of transcription by RNA polymerase II. The record is from RefSeq and is a predicted model, not a curated record. The transcript is spliced from 8 exons. NCBI's taxonomy places the organism in Eukaryota, Metazoa, Chordata, Actinopteri, Characiformes, Serrasalmidae. Gene Ontology annotation, molecular function: DNA-binding transcription factor activity, RNA polymerase II-specific; RNA polymerase II cis-regulatory region sequence-specific DNA binding; protein binding.